This is a messenger RNA of Ixodes scapularis (black-legged tick), 4325 nucleotides long. Its product is annotated as solute carrier family 35 member G1. Bases 1006 to 2181 code for a protein of 391 amino acids. The transcript has 7 exons. NCBI's taxonomy places the organism in Eukaryota, Metazoa, Arthropoda, Arachnida, Ixodida, Ixodidae. The record is from RefSeq and is a predicted model, not a curated record. Gene Ontology annotation, cellular component: membrane.
UGUAUUUAGAACACAUCGAACGUUCAAACGAGCGCGCCAUGUCGAAGCAAUGUGUCUCUAUGCCGCAAAUAUCUUUUCGCAAGAGCAGCAGCAGCAGUGGCCACCGCAAAGCUCCCAACACGCUCGCCCCUCAAACCGUCGCAGACGGCGUGCCAUUUACAGAUAGCCAGCCGCUCGCGGCUAUCCAAAGGACAGCGGGAGCGUUCGGGGUGCGCGCUCAGUGAUGUGACGUCAGCCUUUUUCUCUGAUCUCUCCCCUUUCUCGCUCUCUCUCUCACAACUUGCUCGUCACAGCAGACUCUACGGACCACGCACGGGAAGUUGGUUCGACGUUCGCGCGAGCGGCCGAUGAUGGAAGGGCGCCGUCAGAAGCUGGAAGUCAAACGCCGAGCCUAAAGCCAGUGAACGCAUAUGGCACCUAGCGCGGAUAUCUUGGCUUACGCCUGACUCGCGCAUAUGCUCAAAAGGCCGCACCGAGCCGCAUAAAGGGCGUGUUGUGUCGGUGUCGUCCGUGCCACGUGCUGAGUGCUACGCCGGGAGCCUUCUCGACGUUCGUCGCUGCAAUGAAAACAAUCUGCGGCGCUCACUUUGGAACGACAUCGCCCGGCGACCGCUAAAAGACCAAAGAAAGCGAAAUGUUUUCUCCUUCUUUUUAAUGUGGAAAUUUUGCGUUGUCGGCAACGUUGAGGUGGGAACAAGGGCCAACUGGAACGUGCGGAUACCAACUGUGCUUCGGGUUGAUCAACGGACCUUCAGCGGGCUUGCCUGAGUUGGUCCUGCAGAAAGUCCUGUAGGCCGUUAGCACUUUCUUCUCGCUCGUCCGAUUCCCAGCCAGCGAUGAAAGGUUUGCCUGAGUUGGUCCUGCAGAGAGUCCUGUAGGCCGUCAGCACUUUUUCAUGUCCCUCCAAUCCCCACCCAGCGAUAAAAGGCGGAAUGGCUUAGAGAAGGACCAACCAGAAUCGUCGUGUGCGCUCACUGGGCGACAGACGUCAGCGAAAGCGCAGCCAUGAAGGUCACUGCAGCCUCGCCGAACGAGGAUGCCAUUGACGACUGCAGCAAGGAGCUUGCGGGUCUUAAGAUGGCACCCCAGGGCCCUACGGCGGAAUCCUUCAAGGAGGCGUCUGGCAAGUCGACGCACCUUCCCCGGGCCCUACUACGGCGGCGCAGCAGCAUGCACCAGGUCGCCAACGCAGCCCGUCGCGAGGCCGGCGGCAUCAUAGCCGCCCUGGGCACGGGGUUGGCCAUCAGCGUAGGCGGCCUCCUCAUCAGCAUGGUGCUGAUGAUCCAGCCGCUGGCGGUGUCCGGACUGCGGAGCUUGGCCGCGGUUUUCUACCUGCUGCCGGCGCUCGCCUUCUGGAGACCUCGGCUAUGGCCCGCCCCGGGCUACCGGUUAGGCCUCGUUGCCGUCGCUGUGGUGCUGUCGUUCCGGGCGCUCACGUUCACGCUGGGCAGUGUUGCCUUACCGCUGGCCGAGUUCUCGCUGCUGCUCAACACGAUGCCGCUUUUCACGGCCAUACUCGGCUGCAGCUUGCUGGGCGAGAAAUGCGGUCCCCGCGAGAUCGCAUCGGGGCUCCUGGUUCUGUUCGGAGCCGCGGUGGCAUUCCUGCCCACGCUCAUAAUGUCCUCGGACGCGACCACGUCGGCGGUGGGCAUCGUCGUCACGCUGGGCUGUGCUUUCUGCCAAGCGCUGUCCUUUGUCAUCCUAAGGAAGCUGUCUGACCAGGUGUCCCCCCUUACCGUGACGAUCUGGACUCUGCUGAUCACGUCCGUGCUGUGUCUUCCUCCGGCGGGCGUCAUGGGUCAGCUCAACCAGAUCGACUUAAUCCCAGUGGACCUGGCCUACGUGGCCGGUUCCGGCAUAACGGGCCUCCUCUCCGCGCUUCUGCCGGCCAUCGCGUGCACCAUGGCCGAAGCCGGCAGGGUGGCCAUCGCCACAACGUCCAGCGUCGUCUUCUCGUUCGCCCUCCAGGCCGCCGUGCAACUCAGAGCUCCCACGGUCUGGGCCCUCGUGGGUGCCGCCUUCAUUGUGGCAGCCGUUGUCUGCUCAAACCUGAGGUUCGAGCGCUCGGAUGUCAAGCAGAAGCUGACGGGCAACGAGCCUGGCGCGGACAACGUGGCUGGGCCUUUGCCCGUCAAGGACUACGGUGCUCUGCACAUGGCCAUACCACCAAAGCCGCCCUGAACGACCGUCGUCACCCAUGGAACUUUACUGCACCACUCGUGGACGUUCCUCAUUGAGUCUAGAGACAUUUCUUGGAUGUAUAAAUGUCAGCAAGAUGGUCUUCGGAAUAGCCUUCUGCUCGAUGUUAGGCAUGCGGUUAACUGUAUGCGUGACAUUAACGACAGAUUGCUCUCCUCGAUCGUGUUCCGUAACAAAAUGAGCGUGCUGACAACUUUAUUCGGCCCCGGCGAUCGGCUGUGCAUGGUUCUGGUGGAAAGCCUUGCUGGGCAAUGGCAUGCGUUAUCUUUCUGGGGAAAUUGCCAAGCUCCUAAGAUAUUAAACGGCUGCGUACAUCCGACCCUCCAUGUUGGUUCAAGCCUAUAAAAGAAAGUCAAGGUCAAAUUGGUUCAAUUGUCACGAUGCCUAAACAUGUCUACGACAUGUUUACCACUCUAUACCGUCCAUCCAUCGCAGCGUCCUCGAAGUCGUAACGAAGUACAUAGAAACAGACGGUGUCUCAUUUGCAACCUCAUGCUAUCGCUUGUCACAAUCCUGGCGGCUGGCUGUGGAAGUGCCGGAAAAGACGGCGCGUACACGCAAGGUCGUUGUCAUGGCGAUGUCCCAACUCGUGAAUGUUGUGAUUUCUGUCGACUGAACGCCUCUAUAGCUAGCUACUGCAGAACAAGCGCCUGCAAAGUCUACGUUUGCUGUUGUGCCACCACAGGAGCUCGUGGAGCAGGGCGCGGAACAGUUAUGACAUCCAAUCCGGAAGUCAAGAAGAGAUAAAUGAAGACGCUGUAAACGCGCGAGUUGGAGAAGCGUUUCACGCGUCACAGCUUAAACGCCCAAGCAGCGGUAAUAUAGUCCACCAUAAUUUGCGGUCAAUCGUAUCUUUGUAGUACAGGGCUCUUCGCUUAGUGCAGCCAUACCGGAACAUUUCCAUUGAAUGCAACGAGGUGUGAGGUACACGCCACUACAGCUCCCAUUCAGUUUGAAUCCGGCGGUAGGUGUACGACUGAUAUGAUGCUCUAACGAAAGAUUAAAUUGAGGGCAGGCAACGAAGUAACAAUAAAACAGUAUUUGUGUCGUCGUAUGCAGCGCAUCGUAUCCUAGAGCAGCGCUUCCCAAAUAUCGAGCAGUGGACUCCAGGAGUUUGUGAGAACAAAGAGCGACUUCCACACUGACGCGGAAGUCGCUCUUUUGAAGGAAGUAGCGUUCAUCGAACAAUCUUGCCUGGCAUUUUUAAAACAGAUGUAUCAGCAAUGUCCCCUGGAGACGUUAUUUAAUUGGAGGUGAGCUCUGAGUAUUGUAGACGACUAAAAAUCCGAUCAUAUAUACCAAAAUUCAUUGCCGUGUCAUUCGGUUUUUUCGAGUUGGACUGAUCUUUCUUCUCCGUGCCUUCAUGCUUCCCGCCCGUGUUUGUCUUCUAUCUUGUGUACGUCUUUUUAGUGCUUUUAACCAUGGUUUAAUACCUUCAUGCUUCGAAUGACUCGAAUCCAACAACAAACAGAAUUGCUGAUCAGCUACCCUUACGACUUCGACGCUCGCCAACUGUACCUGAACUAAGCACCUUGACGUUCCACAUGCAGCUCCACUCUUCACGUCGAUUGAAACUCUCGUUCAAGUGGCGGACCCACCCUACUUGCUCAUGAUAAGCUGAUCAACUUGGGGUCAGUCCAUAUAUACGAAUACAAGAUUGUGAUACUGUCUUUGUGCCUUGUGUCUUCAGCUGUAUUUUAUUUAUUUAUUUUCGCGUAAAUUCGUAGUUAUUUUGAUCUGGAAUAAUUUGUGUAUUUCCGUGAAGGCCUUUCGAGCAUGCUAGAAGGUCCUCGACAGUGCAGUUAUUAGCUAGGUACAAGAUACAUCACAUCGGGACCUAGGUGCAUUUAGCAAAGCGAAGACACAAACAUAUGUAAUUAUAUGUAAUUUUUUCUCGGUAGCUCUAACUGCAUAGUAUACAAUUUGUAGUAAUUUGUAACUGCAUGUUACUGUUCUGUAUGUACUUUUGUUUAAAUAUACAGAGGAAGGAGGGUGGACUUAUACUACCUGCAUACGAGUGCUUAAAGAUGUAGAGCUCCAGGACACUGCGGUAUGGACUUUUCCAGGCAAGCGCUUCAUAAACGCAAGCAGAUAUGAUUAUAAUAUUCAUUAAAAUAAUAUAUCUC